Molecule: messenger RNA, 600 nt
Organism: Coprinopsis cinerea okayama7#130
Lineage: Eukaryota; Fungi; Basidiomycota; Agaricomycetes; Agaricales; Psathyrellaceae
Exons: 2
Coding region: 1-600 (199 amino acids)
Source: RefSeq, a predicted model, not a curated record
AUGUCACAAAUGGCUGAAUCGACGUCGUCCCGCAACCGUUCACGCCCCAGCGCUGGUAGCAAACGAGACGAGCGCAUCAGGGACUGGAUCGACGAAACCAGCUUGUACACACCUCCGCCCCACUCGAUGUCGAUUCUCCGUUCGCCUACCACCAAGCAUAAAACCGCUUGGACCUCCAAGCGUCGCAAUCGGCUGCAUAGCCUUACACGUUCGGCUAGGAGGAUCCACAGGUCAAGUCUCCUGCGCAGUGCCGAUCGACAUGCAGCGCUGUCGGUUGCGAAUAGCCGCCAGAGCACCAAUCCUCACCCCAACUCCCCAUAUUCCUCGGGUCACGGAGAUGAAGCAACAACGUCGUAUCCGUCGUUGGCGUUGCUCCUUUCCUCAUUCAUUGUGGUAGCCAUGCUACCCUCCCUCCUUGUCCUCUUGGGAUUCGCGGCGUUCCUGGCUUUCGUUCCGUUGCUACCCCAAGAUGGCAAUUCUGCAACUGGAGAGUUUACGGGUGUUGCAUCGCCUCUGGACUCGGAGGAAUCGCGCCUAGACGGGAGAUCCAGUGGUGGGCAGGAAAGCACCCACAAGACCUUCAAACGCAAACGCGUGUAA